ACUUUUCUGAUAGCUUAACAUAGAUUCCCAGAAGCGGUGUCCUCUUUGAAGUGAGCGUCAUAACUUUGAACGGACCAACCACUGCUGGCCGACUGACUGAAGGGUGGAUGAUGCUUCUCUCUUGAGUUUUGUUUUUUGUUUUGGACAGGAUGAGGGACUCGACAGAAACGUUACCAGUGUAACGUUAUCUACAGCUUUCCCACUGCGUGGUUAAGCAAGAAGGCUGUAGCUUACACCGUGAUGUAGCUGAGACAGAUAUUUGUGUAGUGUUAUACCAGCCAAAAGAAUACUAUAGUAACGUAGGCUAUAACGUGCAGGUGUCAGCUGGACGUAGGCUUCUAUAGUGCCGAACUCUUCGUUUGUCCGUCCACUUGACGUUCAUGUCAAAGUUUGAACAUCUAAAGUGACUUAAGUACCAUGGACAUCGUCGUCUGUCCCAGAACUGACUUUACUCGUCUAGCGAAUGGCUUGGCUGGCAUUGGGGGACCAUUGAUAACCGGUGCGAGUGAUGCGGGAUGCGGUCUAGUAGAGACUGUGCUGAGCGGUGGGGCGCCCUGGGGAUUUACGCUGCGGGGAGGACGGGAGCACGGAGAACCGCUCCUCAUAACAAAGGUGGAAGAGGGGAGUAAGGCUGCUAUUGCUGGUCUGCAAGUGGGAGAUGAGCUGGUCAGUAUCAACUCCGUCCCACUGAGUGGCUUCAGACUGGAGGCCAUCUGCUUGGUCAAGAGCUCCCACAAGACUCUCACACUCACACUCAAAAGGAGGAAUGAUUCUGCCAGCAGACCACACUCCUGGCAUUCAUCCAAAGUGGCCGAGACCCAGACCCAGAGGAUAGCACAGAACACCGAACCAGAACCUAUAUGGCAGUCCAAAUACAGCAUAAGCUCUUCCUCUAAUGACGUGUCUAAAUGUUGGGACCCUGCAAAGCAGCAUCAGGCACCAAAUCAACUCACCACAGUCCAGAACAUGGAAGCUGUGGACCCCUGUCCACUGACCGACACGUCCAGUGUGUCGUUACCCCCCUCCAAGCACCUCAGCGCUGUCGACCUGUCCACAGGAGCCGGCGCAGGGACACUCCGCAAGCGAGACUCCCCGCACGCGACCCUCUCCAUGAGCUCCAACAGCCUAGACCCCGGCAGCGGCGGCGGCCUGUCCAAGAGCCAGGCGGCGUCCCUGGAGUGCAUGUUCUACCGUGGCGGCCAGAGCGAGGCCGGGGGCCAGCCGGAGCGACCGCGCUACCUGCAGCUCCCCGUGGUCAGCAGCUGUGGUAGGGUCAGCCCGCGGCUGGAGGAGCAGGUGAGCUCCCGGUACUCCUCCUCGUCGACUUUGUCCUGCGUCGCCACUGCCGCUGGAGGAGGGGGAGGUUCGAGGGCGAACAUCAACCCCGUGUGGAACGUUCCGGAAGCCAAGAAGCCUACGGCUCCGUCUCCGCCACCACCCCCUCCCCCGCUGCGCAGCGACAGCUUCGCCGCCACCAAAGUCCACGAGAAGGGCUUGACCGCGCCCGGGGCUCUCCCUGGACCGGACGGUCCCUCUGCUCACCCGCAGCAGAAGGCUCCCCAGGGCAGGUCCGCUGUCGAACGGCUGGUCAAGGGCACCGAGAGCCAGCAGCAGCAGCAGCAGCAGCAGCAGAGUGUCCAGUCUGGGGAGAGAGGUGGGCCGGACGCUCGCCAUGGCUUCCUGGCGUCUCAGAGAAGCGAGGUGCUGCCCCCGUAUCUCUCCGCCGAGGACUACAACGCCAACCAGAUCCCCCUCAGCAAACCGAGCUCUCUGUCCAGCUCUGACGGACGGCAGGGCCUGGCUGGCCCUGACUACCAGCGGCAGCACAGCGACGAGAGCUCUCACCUCAGCCUGCACCCCAAAGGCUCGUCGGCAUCGUACACCACAACCACGGCCGCCGCCACUCCGAAGCACCACAGCGUCGGGGGAUACUACCGCAGCCUGCAGGAGCUGCCAACCAACACGUGCAGCCGAGGACAGGCCAGAACCUCCACCGCGUCGCUGUCCAGCAACGCCCUGGACCAGAGCUCUGACCGCGGCGGAGGUGGAGGGCACGUGAGGUACUACUGCUACACACCUCUGCAGCAGCCGACACUGACCACAGUAACAGCAGCUCUGCAGGGAUGUGUUCAGGGCAAGCCGGAGGCCUGGAGAGACGAGGCCGGUCCAGUCGGGACACAGAGGGCCAUGAAGAACAAGUACCCCGCCGCCCAGCAGGCUUUUAACGGCUACGGCAACAAGCAGGCGAGCGGUCAGACGGCCUCAGAGAGUCCGUCCGCUGGGCUCAACGUGUGGAUGGCGCGGUCGAGCUCGGACGAGCGGGAGCGGAUGACCAGUGGGGGCGGGGCAGACGGUCACCAUGGCAACAGGUAUUCUCACGGUCAGCAGCAGCAGUUGCAGUCGCACAGGGAGCCGCCGGCUGACCCGUGGGUGUCGCAGGAAUGCCGUAAGAUUUGCCCUCAGCAGACCCCUCUGCUCCACUCGCUGUCUCAGGAGAACAAGCUGCUGACCGAGAAACGAUCGCCGCCCCUGACCACCACCGUUCCUGGUCCUCAAGACAGCCCAGAGCUGGGCGGUGGCAGCGGCAAGCAGGGUCGCCGGAGUGACCGCUACGCCACCACGCUGCGCAACGAGAUUAUCAUCAAGCGGGCGCAGCUGCAGAAGAGCCGCAGCGCCGCCGCCCUGUCCUGUCCCGGGGAGGCGGACGACGAGGCCAAGCCCGGCGCCUGGAAGUCCCCCGAGACGUCCACUUCCUCUGACGGAUCCUUCUCCAACACCUACAAGGACCACCUGAAGGAGGCGCAGGCGCGUGUGCUGCAGGCCACGUCCUUCAAACGGAAAGAUCUAGAACUUCCUGGGAGCGAGGGCACGCCCGCCACCGCCGCCAUGUUGGCGCGCCGAGAUCUGAGCGUGGCUGAGAUCCUGUCGGGUAAGGCCGGAGCUGUUGCCGGCGGCAACCACGUGUCACGCAUCGGAAGCCGGAAGCGCUUCCCCAUGAGCAAGCGCGUGCACUCGUUCUCCGAGCCGGACAAGAUCAACGAGGUCGGUGUCGAGGGCAAAGGGCUGACCUUGGACUCGGUCGGCUCGUUCAUCGACCGGCGCAUGUUCUUCGAGGGAGUCGCCAAGCCGACGUUUUCCAAACCUGCUCCUAAGACAGGACCUCAGAGCUCACCUGAGGAGCUCCACAUCAGCGCAAAGGCCAAAGGGCCACCCUCACACGAAGAGCCCGCUGGGUCGAAGGUCAUAGGGUCGUCCCCGCCACAAGGCCACCACGCCCACAGAGGCCACCUCAGGGAGCACCACUCCAGACAUCACUCAGGGAAAGAGCAUGGUUGGCCCAAGCAGGAGCCCCCUCUGCAGCAGCAGUCGCCGCCACUGCCCCCGCUGUCGCGGUUGGGCACGUUCGCCGAGUACGAGGCCACCUGGAACAUGCAGCGGAAACAGUCUGAGGCCAGGAGCUCGGGCAGGUACCACUCGGCUGAGAACAUCCUGGAGCCGUCGGCAGAGGACGGGAACGAGGCUGUGUGUGUCCACGAGAGGUCCAGGUCAUCCCCCUCUGCAGACUUCUAUGAACAGAAAAUGCCCCUGCCUGCCAGGAAACUCUAUCUAGAUCGGCCAGCUGACACCCACACCAUGGGCGUGUUGGCCGAGAGGGGCCUGGCGGAGAGCAGGGGAGUACGAGAGCGUCCUGCCCAGCCUGACCACUUCCUGCCGCCCUCUGAGGCCGCGGCGUCCCGAACGGAUCUCGAGAAGAGAGACGUGUCCACGAUCGCUGCCCCCCCUGCGGACCCCCGGUACCACCAGCCUACGCCCGAUCCCCCGCCGUACCCUGACCACUUGCGCCACGUCGGGGUCACCGCCGCCCUCGAGCAGCCCGCCCUCCCCAAAAAGAGGGGCGCAGCAGCUUCAGCGUUACCCCAGAGGCUCUCCCCGCCCAGAGUCGACACUCCGGGGCCCUCUGUGGACAUGACUGUGACCUCGCUGAGAGAGUCCAGUGACCUCCAGACUGCUGGUCAUUCCGCGAGGGGCAGCAGCAGGUCUCCCGGGGUGGGGUUGGUACUGCCAGUGCCCGCUAUGCCCACGCUGGCAUCGGACGCCACACUGAAGGUGUCCCCGUGCCCAGAGAGAGAGGUGCAGGCGGGCAGCCGACUGGACGAGGAGUGGAGGGCCCUGCACCAGACCGCCCUGGCUGCCUUGGCACCGUCUCUGGCACAUUCUCCUCUUCCUCAUCCACACACUCAUCCUCACGGUCCUGCCUCCUCGCCCGCUGCCCUCAAGGGCACUGCUGCCCUAACGGUGCCCACUACCAAUGCCACACGCUCACCCUCGCCACAGUUUGCCCCACAGAGACUGACCGACAAGCCCCCAGCACCCACACAGGAUGACCUAUCCAGUGAUAAGAUGGGUGACGCCUCGGAGCUGAGUAACGUUGUGAAGAGAGUCCCCGUCAGGAUCGUCCACGCUGAGACCAGUCUGGAGCGGAAGGGCCGCCAGUACCUCCUCAGCAACGGAGCUCAGGGUGGGCCAACAACAACAACAACAACAGCGACAACAAAAACAAGCCCUCAAAGCAGCUUCGCCCCCCAGGAGCAGUCCUACUCCCUCUUCUGUGCCUACUCACGGCAGGAGGAGGCGGAGUGGGAGGCGCACCGCGGCUCCUCCAGACCUCCUCAGGGGACCCCGGGCUUCCCUGUAGCCCCAACAGGGGCCACCCUGAACGGGCAGUCGAGAAGGAGCAGCCUGCCCGCCGCCGCCACCGACGCGGCGGUGGGCGAUCGCUCAGAUGACGACGUGAAGAGAGAGGAGCUGGCCCGGGACAUCAUGGGUAAGGACAAGUCGCUGGCGGACAUCUUGGACCAGAGCCGCAUGCGGACCACCAUGGACCUGAUGGGGGGCAUCUUCCCGCAGGGCGAGCAGGUGCUGGAGGGGGCACAGCAGCGCCGACGAGUCGCCCCCAAACAGACGUCGCCCCGCGCCGCAGACGAGAGCAGGAGGGUGGAGGAUGACCUGGCAACGGCGGUGUCCGUGGUGAGUAGCUCCUCCUACUACAGCACGUCAGCGCCCAAGGCGGAGCUCCUGAUUAAGAUGAAGGACAUGCAGGAGCAGAUGGACGAGCAGGACUCCGAGGACGAGCUCGACUAUGACCUCUCCAGCAAGAAGCAAGAGCUGAUCAGCAGCCUGAGUACGAAGCUGCAGGUGCUGCACGAGGCGCGUGAGAGCCUCCAGGAUGACGUGCAGGACAAUAACGCGCUGGGCCAGGAGGUGGAAGCCACCGUGCAGGCCGUCUGCAAGCCCAACGAGCUGGACAAGUUCCGCAUGUUCAUCGGGGACCUGGACAAGGUGGUCAGCCUGCUGCUGUCCCUCUCCGGCAGGCUGGCCCGCGUGGAGAACGCCCUCAACAACCUGGAGGAGGGGGCCUCAGCUGAGGAGAAGCACGCCCUGACCGAGAAGCGCAGGCUGCUGAUUCGUCAGCACGAGGAUGCCAAGGAGCUGAAGGAGAACCUGGACCGGCGCGAGCGACUGGUCUACGACAUCCUGGCCAGCUACCUGAGCGCCGAGCGUCUGGCUGACUACGAGCACUUCGUCAAGAUGAAGUCGGCACUCAUCAUCGAGCAGCGCAAGCUGGAGGACAAGAUCAAACUGGGAGAGGAACAACUCAAGUGUCUGAGAGACAGCCUGCCUCUGGAGCAGAGACUCAUGUUCUGAGAGAGAGAGAGAGAGAGAGAGAGAGAGAAGAAAGAGAGGGAGAGGGAGGGAGGGAGAGAGAGAGAAGGAGAGAGAGAGGGAGGGAGAGAGCGCAAAAGAACAGAGAGGAUGAAGAGACGCAUUCUAGAACUGGAACUCUGGAGAGAGCAAGAGGAAGAUGAGAAUGAAAGACCACAGACGACAGGAGACGACAACAGAUCUUCUGAGAACUGGAAUCUGUGACAAAGCAUGAGAGGGAGAAAAAAACUCAUAUUAUGUUUGUUUGUUUGUCUAUUUAUUUGUUUGUUUUUAUUUCAAGACUGCCAGUCAUAUAAAUAUACGCUUUGCUUUAUUCAGAGGAAGAUGGUGUGGGAAAUAGACAGGCCUACAGAGAGGGUUGAACAUAGUCAGUAGGUGAAAAUCUACAGUAUGUCAUGAUAAUGAAGAAGUUUGGAAUGUUUUAACGCUUAUGCAGACAUAUGGGUUGAUAAACAUGUCUAUCAUAGUUUGACGGUCCUAAAGCUGCACUUGUGAUUUCUCUUCUGGAAUGAACAUUUUAUCUUAUCAUUUUAUGCAUUUUAUUCAAGGUUGUAUUUGUGAUGACCUUCAGUGAUGCUCUUUUUGAGAUGGUGAACUAUGAAUAUAUAAUAUAUUUAUAUAUACAGAUGUAUAUAUAAUUUAUUCGAAAAUGUAUUUUAGGGUUUGAAUGGAAUGGAUUAUUUGCCAUUUUUUUGCAAAAUUGCCUGUUGAUUGUAGUUGUUAACAGUUCACAUAAAGAUUAUUAUUACCGGUAUUAUAUUUCAGAUAAGAACAGUGCGUUUAUAUGCUGUAUGUAACUGCUACCAAAAUAUUCAUACCUGUUAUGAUGCUGUUCUAGAGAAUAGCCAUGGCGUUUGUCUGUAAUUUUCAUAGACUUGCUACCAUAUUCAGAUAUAUUUAUAUUUUCCUUAUGAAUGAAAUGAAGAAAUUGAAUUUUGCAAACUAGAUGGGAUGUGCUAGCACUUUACAGUGAAGGUCUUAUUCUGAAUGAUAAACACCUAUCUGGAUUGGAACAUUAAAAUGUGCCUGGGUAGGCCUACAUUGUA
This is a messenger RNA of Alosa sapidissima (American shad), 6770 nucleotides long. RefSeq names its product protein Shroom2-like. The transcript has 10 exons. Gene Ontology annotation, molecular function: actin filament binding. NCBI's taxonomy places the organism in Eukaryota, Metazoa, Chordata, Actinopteri, Clupeiformes, Clupeidae. Gene Ontology annotation, cellular component: cortical actin cytoskeleton; apical junction complex; adherens junction. Gene Ontology annotation, biological process: actin filament organization. Bases 418 to 5706 code for a protein of 1762 amino acids. The record is from RefSeq and is a predicted model, not a curated record.